Molecule: messenger RNA, 638 nt
Organism: Labrus bergylta (ballan wrasse)
Lineage: Eukaryota; Metazoa; Chordata; Actinopteri; Labriformes; Labridae
Source: RefSeq, a predicted model, not a curated record
GUGGAACCUUUGUGUAGUUGACGUUGUUUCCACACGGAGGAGCAGCAGUCCCAGACAUGGCUACCUGCACGCGGACUGUGUGGAAAGUGUUUACAGGAUGUCAGAGGCAGCUGAGAGCCCGAGGCCCCGCCCACACAGGCGUGUCACAGAUGAGCGUACCUGUCAGGACCUUCGCUGCCGUCAGGGCGAUGAAGAAGGAGAAGAAGAAGGAGGAGGCGGAGAAGGAAGUGAAGAAGGAGAAGAGGGUGAUCGACGAUAAAGACAGACACAAGCCGUACGGGAAGACGGCGUGGGCGCCAGUCGAUGACGUGUAUGUGAUGAGGUUUUACCCGAGGACGAUCCACGGUGCGGCGGACGCCAUCGACCUCCUGAAGAACUUCCAGGUUUUAGACUUCACGCCCAAAAAUCAGGCGGUUUUCAUCGACCUGAAGCUCGACAUGAAGCUGGAGAAGAAGAAAAGAGUCGACCAGUUCGUCAGCGUCGUUCACCUUCCUCAUCCCUUCAGGACGACGGAGAACAAAGUUUUAGUUUUUACUGAAGACGAGGAUCAGGUGAGAGAAGCUCAGCUUCACGGAGCGAUGUUAGCUGGAGGAGCAGAGCUCAUUCAGCCGGUGAGUUUAUAAACAAACAUCAAGUUU